Pseudocercospora fijiensis CIRAD86 is the source of this 2124-nucleotide messenger RNA. RefSeq lists its product as uncharacterized. The transcript has 3 exons. Lineage: Eukaryota; Fungi; Ascomycota; Dothideomycetes; Mycosphaerellales; Mycosphaerellaceae. The record is from RefSeq and is a predicted model, not a curated record. The annotation marks the transcript as partial. Gene Ontology annotation, biological process: transmembrane transport; fungal-type cell wall biogenesis.
ACGGCGCUGGUAGCCCUGUUCGCCAUUCUAUCGUGCCUGCAGUUGGCUGUGGCAGAGGAACGAUGGGUCGAAUAUCAAAAUGCACAGGGCGAGACGGUGGUGCUGGCAGACAACCGCAAGCCAUCGCUAUACACUGCCAAUUUUGGUGAUUGUCUGGGAGACAGCACCAUCAAUGUCACUCGCUUCGAUGCUGCAUACUAUCAGGACAACAUGACCGUGUUGUUCCACUUGGCGGGAAACACUGGCGUGGCCAACGACAGCUUGAUGUUGUCCAUCAGCGUCUUCGCCUACGGCGAGGACCGAUUCAGUCUGAUCUUCAACCCUUGCAACGCGAACAUCCACAGCAUGUGCCCGCUGAACAGCAGCGUACCCAUAUCUGCUAGUGGCAUUAUCCCAGUCGCUGAGUCUGACGUGGCCAACAUUCCUGCCAUCGCUCUGUCCAUCCCCGACUUUGAAGGAGAGGCUAUCUUGCGCAUCUUCUCCAACACCACGCAGCAAGAAAUUGCUUGCUACUCUGCAGUCGUCACGAAUGGUGGAUCUUUUGGACAACCAGCGUCCGUGGGCACUAUCUUGGGACUGUUCACGCUGGUAGCUCUCAUUGCAUCGUUCGCAACCGCCAUCUAUGGAGAGGCCGUGCCGACCAUAAGACUGCACUACGCUCACUCCCUGUCGGUCGGUGUUGUAUUCGCCGUCUGGCAACACAUCUAUUUCACAGGCGCCUUGUCUAUGAAUUGGCCAUCUGUCUUGGUGGCUUGGUGGAGCAACUUUGCGUGGGCUGGAGGCAUGAUCUACAGCUCUAGCAUGCAGAGCAGCAUUAACAAUCUCAUCGGCGGCAACAUUGGUAACACUUCGCAGGUUGGCGCUGCUCAGGCCGGCUCGCCAAACUCAGAUGUCGGUGGAGGCUUUGACAUCAGCACAAUUUACAAGAGAGCACUUGCAUUUGGCAUGGAGCGAGUCGUCAGCCACCCACUCGCCAGAGACUCUUGGGAUCUUGCCUCGCAUAUAUACCGCCGCGAUUACAGCAAGACAAUUCGAGGCGACUUACUGCAGCGUACAGUCGAGCGCACAUUGCAGCGACGAGACACAGACGGCCUCGCUGAUGCCAGCGAUGGCUACAAAUGGUACGGGAAGCCCGUCCCUCCUGGUGUGCCAUUGCCUGGUAAUUACUCUGGGUUCGCGGGCACCCUCGCAGAAGAGAAUAUUCCAGUCAGCAAUGCCUUCAUGACUGGCUUCUUAUGGUUUCUGAUUCUGCUUGUCCUCCUGGUGGCUGCUUCUAUCACAUUCAAAUGGUCACUCGAGCUCUUCGUGCGACGCAACAUUACCGACCGAGACGGCAACAGCAAGAGCAUUCACGAUGAUGAGGACUACACUAGGAAGUUCGGAUGGCUUGCUGCUCGGUUUCGUCGCACUAGAUGGUGGUUCUUCACUGCGUGGCUAUUCUACGAGUUCGUGCGCGCCAUCUUCUACGCAGCUGCGUCGGGGUAUGCCCAAGCCCAGGUAUUCGGACUUCUCAUUGUGGAAUUCCUCGCCUUCGCGUUCAUCAUCUGGAUGAGACCUUUCGAGGGUCAGCGCCUGAAUAUCCUCGUGGUGUACUGCCUUGGCUUCAGCAAGGUCGCCACCGUUGCCCUCUCUGCUGCAUUUGAUAUCAACUUCAACUUGCAACGCAUCACGACGACAGUCAUCGGUAUCGUCAUUAUCGUCAUUCAAGGUAUUCUGACCAUCAUCACCAUGAUUGCCAUCGUCGUUGGCGCCAUUGGCUCGUACAUGUCUGUCUCUCGCAACAAGGAAGACUUCCGGCCACGCAAGUGGGCAAAUCUGCGUGAGAAAUACUUUGACCAUCUGGAUCGUGUGGUUAAUGACCUCCCUCCUCCACCGAAGCCCGAGCCACCGCCACCAGAGGAGCCGAAGUUCGGCUUCGAGAUGAAAGGGAUCAAGCGCAUACCGAAGCUUGAAGACGAAGAUGGAGAGUUCCAGACAGAGAUGAUGGCAGAUCCAAAUGCAUCGUAUCUCAGCUUCGACUCGCCAACUAACAGCCGCGCUCCGAGUGUCGCUAGCAUGAGCCUGGCCAAUCUGCCGUAUGGUGCUAGGGCACAUCGUCCGAGCUGGAGCACACGGGACUACCAG